AUGUUGGGCGCUGAAAUUUGGAAGCUUGGAGGGGUUCGUGGCGUGGGAGGGAUCCGAGAUGUGGACGGAGAUGGAGUUGCCGGAGAUGGGGACGGAGAUGGGGUCGUUGGAGUUGACGUCAAAGAUGAAGUUGGCGCCGUAAUUGCCGGCGAAGGUGUGGCGUAUCCUAUAAUACAAUCUUUAUGUCAAUUCCAUGCAUUAUUAAGAGGGGGUUUUUUUCUUCAAUUUUGCAGAGUCACUGGAGAAGAAGAAGAGUUAUGGAGUGGAUAUAGUGAAAAUGAAGAAGAGGUAAGUCCUUCAAACAAAGAGUGUGAUGGGAUAACUACUACUGAGGAUGGGAAGGAGGCAAUAGAAAAUUGUGAAGAUAGAGUUGAGGAACCAAAAGUGGGAAUGACAUUCGACUCAUUAGACAAAGCUUAUUUCUAUUACUGUCAAUUUGCUAAAGAAAAAGGGUUUGCUGUGUGCAAAAGAACAUCGAGAAAGGGAAAAGAUGGGAAGUUGAGUUAUGUAACUCUUUCUUGCAGUCGUGGUGGAAAGGCAAAGGUGACAACAAGCAACCUAGCAAAACCACGUCCGCAAUCCAAAAUUGAUUGUCCAGCUCACGUUACUGUUGUUAUACUGCCGGAUGGAAAGUGGAGGUUAAACCGGAUUGUUUUGGAGCACAAUCAUGUACAGAGCUCUUCAAAGGUACGGUAUUUCAAGUGCAAUAGGAUACUUGAUGAGCAUGUCAAAAGAAAGCUUGAACUAAAUGAUAAAGCCGGGAUCAACCUGAACAAGACUUAUGACUCACUUCAGAUUGAGGCUGGGGGACCUGGUAAGCUUCCGUAUGGUCAGAAAGAUUGCCGAAAUUAUGUGGAUAAAGUGCGACGUUCACUAGUUAAGGAAGGAGAUGCUGAGGCAAUGCACAAUUAUUUCAUGAAGAUGAAAGCCGACAAUUCUGACUUUUUUUUUGCAAUGGAUUUGGAUGAUAAUGGUCGAUUAAGAAAUGUCUUCUGGGCUGAUGCGAGGAGUAGGGCAGCUUGUAAGGAGUUCGGUGAUGUUGUGACCUUUGACACAACGUACUUGGUAAACAGGUAUAACAUGCCUUUUGCUCCAUUUGUAGGUGUGAAUCAUCAUGGUCAAUCUAUUUUAUUGGGAUGUGGGCUAAUUUCUCAUGAAGAUACAGAGUCAUUUUCGUGGCUAUUUCAAACUUGGAAGACAUGCAUGUGGGGUCGUGCUCCGAGAGCAAUUAUUACCGACCAAUGUUUGGCUAUGAAGAAUGGUAUAGAAAAAAUAUUCCCUAACACCCGACAUCGGUGGUGCAUAUGGCAUAUUAUGAAAAAGUUGCCUGAAAAAUUGAAUGGGUACAACGCCUACGAGAAAAUUAGGGUGUGUAUGCGUAAGGUUGUUUAUGAUUCACUGACAAUAAAACAAUUUGAAGAUACUUGGGAUAUAUUCAUCAAAAAGUAUGAGCUUCAAAGUAAUACAUGGUUACAGGGGUUGUAUCUGGAAAGGAAACGAUGGGUGCCUGCUUAUUUGAAAGAUAUGUUUUGGGCAGGGAUGUCAUCCACCCAAAGAAGCGAGUGUAUGAAUGCAUAUUUCGAUGGUUACAUUCAUAAAAAGACGACCUUGAAACAGUUUGUGGAGCAGUAUGAAAAUGCUUUGGCGAAUAAGGUAGAGAGUGAAAAUGAACUAGAUGCGAAAAGUCUCCACACUUACAUCCCGUUACUAACUGAAGAUGAGUUGGAGAAGCAAUUUCAAAGUGCUUACACGAAUUCAAAGUUUCAGGAGUUUCAAAAGCAGUUUUUCGGGAAACUUGACUGUUUGUGUUCAAAGACAAAAGAAUGUGGUAUUAUGUCCGAAUAUGAGGUACAAGAGUGGGUUACAUUUGGAGAAGAAGAAGAGAAAAAGAGGAAACAAGUGUCAUUUACUGUCGAUUUUAAUUCUGAAACCAAUGAAACACAUUGUAAUUGUCGAUUGUUUGAUUUUAGAGGAAUGGUGUGCAAACACCAAUUGAUGGUGUGGUUUCAAAGGGGAAUUCAAAAAGUGCCUGACAAGUAUGUGUUGAAAAGAUAGUGCAAAAAUGUAAAAAGGGUACACACUAAAGUUCGGAUAUGUUACGAUAAGUUGUCAACGUCAAUUGAAGCGCGUCGGCAUGACAAUAUGUGCAAUCUCUUUAAUGAGGUUGCUGAUUUAGCAGAAGCAUCUCAAGAGAAGUACGAUAUGGUGAUGACACGGGUACGCGAACUAAAACGAGAGUUGAUGGACGUUUCGGUCAAUUGUGAAAGUAAUGUGGGUUUCAAAACUCCUAAUGAUUCAUUUUCACUUGGAGAUGAGGUUAUUAAAACCAAACAGAGUACGAACAUACUUGACCCGGAAGGUCUUCGUCGAAAAGGGAGACCGCCGUGUAAAAGGAUGCAAGGUGUUGUGGAAAAAGCUGUUAAGAAGAAAAUAGAAAAGAAGAAGACGACAUUGCCCAGGGAAAAAGCUAAGGUUGAGGAGAUUGUGGUUGACCAUGUGUUUGGGACACAAGAGAGUGUUGUCAAUGUAAAUAGUCAUCAAAGCUACAUGGGGCAAUCAAUGUGGCCAAACUUGAUGCCCCAUAAUAUGCAACCGAAUAUGGCACAAGGUGGAAGCAUCUUCCAAUUUUCUCCAAGUUCAUGCCCAACUGGAACAGGCUUCAACCAAUUCAUGUAUAUGUUUCCAAGUUCACAAACAAACAUGCCAUCAUUAUUCAAUAGUCAUGAUUGGAGAGGGCACUCAAAUUUUACAAGCAGACAAGUUUGGGGAGGAGGGCAAUUAAAUUUUUUGGAGACUCAAGGGCAAUGUGUUGGAGGACCACCGCAAAGUUUUAUGGAAAUGCUGAAUGCAUCAGAUAAUGCUGAAGAGUAAUUUAGUUUACUUGAUUAUAGGUGUUUGACUAUUUGUAUCGUGUCGUGUCGUAUCGUGUCUGUAU
Rhododendron vialii is the source of this 2935-nucleotide messenger RNA. RefSeq names its product protein FAR-RED IMPAIRED RESPONSE 1-like. Gene Ontology annotation, molecular function: zinc ion binding. Gene Ontology annotation, biological process: regulation of DNA-templated transcription. The record is from RefSeq and is a predicted model, not a curated record. The transcript is spliced from 4 exons. Lineage: Eukaryota; Viridiplantae; Streptophyta; Magnoliopsida; Ericales; Ericaceae. Bases 1 to 2055 code for a protein of 684 amino acids.